UAAUCGCCUAAAGGUCACAAGGUACAAGCCUCAGCUUUAAAAGCCUUCGCCGUUCCUCCUAUUCUUGGUCUCCACCGUCUGUUUCUCUCUCUGUCCCCCUCCGGCCACCGUAAAAAACCGCCUUCUUCUCCUCCUACUCGCAAGUGCCAAGCGCAUGGCCAGCAAGCCAAUCUCUGAAUCUUCGAAGAAGAAGAGGAUCAAGAGGAAACGAACACUAAACCAGGACGCCGAGCUCGAACAGCUUGACUCUCUUCCAUGGAACCCUUCUCUCUCCGGCGAAGACCCUUUCUCUCUCUUCAUUGGCUCCAAUGAGCUCGAAGGAGGUUUUCUUUCGCUUGAAGAGAUUGACGAAGUCGAUUAUGGUUUAGAAUUUCCUAAACCUGAAAUAGAAAGCGGGAAGAAAAAGUCUGAGCCAAGCAAGAAAUCGAAGAAAAGGAAGAGCAGUGAUGUUGAUGGCAAUGGUAAUGAUGGGAUUGAGGCUAAAGCCGAAGAGAAAUUGGAAGAGAAUGAAAAUGUCAAGUCUGAAAAGAAAAAGAAGAGGAAGAAGAAAAAGAAAGUGAAGGAAGUGAAGAAAAUUGAGGAUGUUGAAGGCAGUGAUGGUGAGGAGAUUGAGGCUGAAGUUGAGAAAGAGAAAGAUGGGAAUUUGAAUAUUGAACAGAAACGUAAGAAAGGAAAGAAAAAGAAGGUGAAGGAAUCUCAGAAAAAGGAAGAACCCCCAGCUGUUAGCAAUAGCAAAGAUGAUGUUGAAGAAGAGGCUGUUGAUGAAACUGAAUAUUAUGCAUGGAACGAGUUGAGACUCCAUCCUCUUAUUAUGAAAUCCAUAUACAGGCUUGGUUUUAAGGAACCAACACCAAUUCAAAAAGCUUGUGUUCCUGCUGCUGCUCAUCAAGGGAAGGAUGUUAUUGGUGCGGCAGAGACAGGGUCUGGCAAAACACUGGCUUUUGGUUUGCCCAUUUUCCAGCGCCUCAUCGAAGAACAUGAAAAGGCUGCAAGGAUGCUUGAAGAAAAAGGUGAGGAAGCAGAAAAGUUCGCUCCAAAAGGCCUUUUACGGGCUCUCAUUAUUACUCCUACAAGGGAACUUGCACUUCAGGUCACUGAUCAUCUCAAGGCGGUCGCGAAGGGUAUGAAUGUUAGAGUAAUUCCAAUUGUUGGAGGGAUGUCAACAGAAAAGCAGGAGAGACUUCUAAAAUCUAGGCCUGAGAUUAUUGUUGGAACUCCAGGUAGAUUAUGGGAACUUAUGUCUGGGGGAGACAAGCAUCUAGUUGAGUUACAUUCGUUGUCUUUCUUUGUGCUGGAUGAAGCAGAUCGAAUGAUAGAAAAUGGACAUUUCCGUGAAUUGCAGUCAAUAGUUGACAUGCUUCCUGUGCACAUCAAUGGUUCAAUUCAAGGGCAUUCUCAGAACGCAGAAAAUUGCAAUACAGUUUCAAGUGUCCAGAGAAAGAAAAGACAAACAUUUGUUUUUUCUGCUACUAUAGCACUCUCUGCUGAUUUCCGUAAGAAGCUGAAGCGUGGUGCACUAAAACUGAAGAAAUCCUUGUCUGAUGGGUUGAAUUCUAUAGAGACUCUCUCUGAACGAGCAGGGAUGAGAGACAAUGUUGCCAUCAUUGAUUUGACGAAUGCAUCCAUUUUGGCAAAUAAGCUUGAGGAAUCAUUUAUUGAAUGCAAUGAGGAAGAUAAAGAUGCUUAUUUGUAUUAUAUUUUGAGUGUUCAUGGACAAGGCCGCACAAUAGUCUUCUGUACAUCAGUUGCAGCAUUGCGGCAUAUAUCUUCUGUCUUGCGCAUUCUUGCCGUCAAUGUCUGGACACUUCAUGCCCAGAUGCAGCAGCGAGCUCGAUUGAAGGCAAUUGAUCGUUUUCGGGGAAAUGAACAUGGUAUACUUGUUGCAACUGAUGUUGCAGCUAGAGGUCUUGAUAUUCCUGGUGUAAGAACUGUUGUUCACUAUCAGCUUCCACAUUCAGCAGAAGUUUAUGUUCAUAGAAGUGGUAGAACUGCAAGAGCUUCUGCUGAUGGGUGCAGCAUUGCACUUAUCUCACCAAAUGAAACUACGAAAUUUGCUUCUUUAUGCAAAUCAUUUUCUAAGGAAAGUUUUCAGAGGUUUCCUUUGGACAGUUCUUAUAUGCCAGCAGUUAUGAAACGUUUAUCACUUGCACGACAAAUAGACAAGAUUUCACGAAAGGACUCCAAGGAAAAUGCACAGAAAAGCUGGUUUGAACGAAAUGCAGAAUCUGUUGAGUUGCUUAUGGAUGAUGAUGAGAGUGAUGAGGAAAAAGUGAAGAACCAUAAGCAAAAAAAAGUCAUCUCUGCAAAUUUAAAAAAGCUGCAGCAGGAGCUUAAAACUCUGCUUUCACAUCCGCUACAACCCCAAACUUUUUCACGUCGUUACCUAGCAGGGGCUGGUGUUUCCCCUCUCGUGCAACAUCAGUUUGAAGAAUUAGCUAAACAAAAGCUAGGUGAUACAAUAAAUUCAGGAGAAAACAAAAGAAGAAAGUUGGUUGUUAUAGGUCAGGAUUGUGUAGAGCCACUCCAAGCGCUUCGAAGUGCUGGGCAACAGGUGCACAUGGAUGUUAAAGAGAUGGCAGAAAAGCGAAGAAAUAUGGUGAAACUGAAGAAAAAAAGAAAAGCCGAGAAGAAACGUCUAAAAGACCAGAGGAGAAAGCAGAGGAGAAAGCUAAAAGGGGCAGAAUAAGAAGUUGUAAGUAAAAUAUACAGCCACAAAACUUAGUAGCUCUGAGCUAGUUGAAGCCAUUUAUUUAUUAAGAUUUACUGUUAAAAAUGUAAUCCAUUUUUGACUCUAAAUUUUGAAAGCUUGAUUCUUCAUUUUGUGUUAUUAUAGGAUAUAUUGAAAACUGAUUUCCAAUUUUCCAUCA
Molecule: messenger RNA, 2867 nt
Organism: Ziziphus jujuba (common jujube)
Lineage: Eukaryota; Viridiplantae; Streptophyta; Magnoliopsida; Rosales; Rhamnaceae
Product: DEAD-box ATP-dependent RNA helicase 13
Exons: 15
Coding region: 155-2686 (843 amino acids)
Cellular component (GO): nucleolus
Molecular function (GO): RNA helicase activity; nucleic acid binding; ATP binding
Source: RefSeq, a predicted model, not a curated record